Molecule: messenger RNA, 321 nt
Organism: Carlito syrichta (Philippine tarsier)
Lineage: Eukaryota; Metazoa; Chordata; Mammalia; Primates; Tarsiidae
Product: stromal cell-derived factor 1-like
Exons: 4
Coding region: 1-321 (106 amino acids)
Biological process (GO): induction of positive chemotaxis; axon guidance; chemokine-mediated signaling pathway
Cellular component (GO): external side of plasma membrane; extracellular region
Molecular function (GO): chemokine activity; CXCR chemokine receptor binding
Source: RefSeq, a predicted model, not a curated record
AUGCCUUUCCAAGACUGCACCGGCAAACCUGUCAGCCUGAGCUACAGAUGUCCAUGCCGAUUUUUCGAAAGUCAUGUUGCCAGAGCCAAUGUCAAGCACCUUAAAAUCCUCAACACUCCCAACUGCGCCCUUCAGAUUGUGGCAAGGCUGAAGAACAACAACAGACAAGUGUGCAUUGACCCAAAAUUAAAGUGGAUUCAGGAAUACCUGGAGAAAGCUUUAAACAAGGGGCGCAGAGAAGAAAAAGUGGGGAAAAAAGAAAAGAUAGGAAAAAAGAAGCGACAGAAGAAGAGAAAGGCUGCCCAGAAAAGGAAAAACUAG